GGACACUAUCCUCACUUAAGAAAGGAAAAAAAUAUUGAAUAAGAAAAGGAAGAAUCGGGUAUAGGGGGCUUCUCGCCGUUUGGGUCAGGUAAGGCUCCCGAUUGGCAUCCAGAAGUUCCCAGAGGAGACUCUGGUGCGCACAUGGUUCCACAAAUGAGCUCCUCUAUCUGCUGACAGGCGCGCACCCCGCAAUCAAAAUCUGGAUAACGACACCUUUAACUUUUUAACUCUAUAACUCAAAACAAAAUAACAAGCUCUUCAAUCUGGAGUAAGGAUUUAUCUCUCCUUACCCUUCUUCACCGGAGGGGCAAAAAGACAGAAGCCAUGCUGGGUUUAAGGAGGAUUCCUGGCCUGCGCGCAGCUCGGAUUCAGCGCGCUGCUUCCUCAGGAGCUGGACUCUCAUGUCGGAACCAAGGUGCCAAUUCAAGGAUGUACUGUGCGUGUCUAUUACUGCUGCUGCUCGUGACCCCACGCGUGGAUUCUUCAUGGUGGUACAUUGGUGCUCUUGGGGCUCGUGUAAUCUGUGACAACAUCCCAGGCCUGGUAAACAAACAGCGGCAGCUCUGCCAGCGCCACCCAGACAUCAUGCAGGCCAUCGGAGAGGGCACCAAGGAGUGGAUCAGAGAGUGUCAACAUCAGUUCAGACACCAUCGAUGGAACUGCAGCACCCUGGAACGCGAUCACACCGUCUUUGGACGUGUCCUGCUCCGGAGCAGUCGUGAAGCAGCUUUUGUCUACGCCAUCUCCUCAGCAGGAGUUGUGUACGCGCUGACUCGUGCCUGCAGCCAGGGGGAACUGAAGUCGUGUAACUGCGACCCUCAAAAACGAGGACGUGCUCAUGAUGAAAAAGGUGAAUUUGACUGGGGUGGCUGCAGCGAUAACGUCAACUAUGGAAUAAAAUUUGCCAAAGACUUCAUUGAUUCCAAAGAGAGAACUGUCAGGGACGCUCGGGCACUCAUGAACCUUCACAACAACCGCUGCGGCAGAACAGCAGUGAAGCGCUUCAUGAACAUGGAGUGUAAAUGCCACGGUGUGAGUGGCUCCUGCACUCUGCGGACAUGCUGGAUGGCCUUGUCAGACUUCAGGAAGACCGGCGACUAUCUGCGGAGGAAGUAUAAUGGGGCGGUUGAGGUGACGAUGAAUCAGGAUGGGACAGGUUUUGCUGUAGCCAACAAAGCCUUCAGGAAGGCCACCAAGAACGACUUGGUGUACUUCGAGAACUCUCCGGAUUAUUGCCUCCAAGACAAAGCAGCAGGUUCUUUAGGCACUGCUGGGAGGAUCUGCAACAAGACAUCCCGGGGCACGGACGGAUGUGAGGUCAUGUGCUGUGGGAGAGGAUACGACACCACCAGAGUCAUGCAAAUCACUAAGUGUGAGUGCAAGUUCAAAUGGUGCUGCGCAGUGGAGUGCAAGGACUGCGAGGAGGCUGUGGACAUACACACGUGCAAGGCCCCAAAACGAGCUGAGUGGUUGGACAAAACCUGAGGAGCCAUUGUCCUUGUUUACCAUCAAAUGCUGCCCCCCCCAAUAGCCCUUUGCAGGACACGGUAUGGAACGUGGCAUUCUGGGAAAGUCUGAGCAAGAGUGAUCUGCAUCUCUGCCCCCAACCUUGUUUCAUCAUUGCAUGGCUUUUUUUUUUUUGUUGUCCCCGUCUGUGAAAGCACUAGAAUAUCCAUCAUAUUGAUUCAACACACGUACCCUCCUGUUUGUGAAUGUGAUUAAGCUGAUGGAGUAAACUGAACUGUAACAGUCAAGAAUAGCAAUUUAAUCACAUUUUGAUCCACAUAUCCAUUUUUGCUUGUGUGUCAUACUACAUUUGAAAUGGUUUGCUGCUUUUGUGAUACGUUAAAAACAGAUGUUACUUGAGCCUUUUAACAUAUCCAGUAUUAUUAACAGCAUCGUAUCAUAUACUCACAUACCUUUGCUUUGUUUUGUUUAUUUUUUUGUGUUUUUUUUUGUCUUUUUGGGGGAGGAUGCUAAACUUCAAUCUAUUUAGGAAAAAAGGAAAAAUCAUGCUUGGUUUGACUGUGAACAGUACAUUCUAAAGUGCAAUUCAAGAUGUGUUUUUUAAAACAUGUAUUAUGCAACGCAUGGCCAAACAAGUGUCCAGAGAGAGAGGACUGAUUGAAAGGACAACACAUGAAUUUAAGAUAAUGGACAAAUGCAUCACUGGAGCAUAGAAUGACACUGUUUAAAGGAGACAAAAACUUUAAGUGGAUUAUUUAAAUUGUAAAGUGUUGUUUCAUUCCUCAUCUGCUGAUGAGACUGCACUACUUUGGAUGAUGCAAGGAGGGAGAAGAGCACUUGCAUUACUGUGAUUAUACAGUGAGUUUUAGUUUUUUGUGUGAUUAUAAAAAUGUGCUGCUGAGAAGAAGACAAAGAAAACUGAGGCCUUGGUGGGUCACCCUUCAACCACGACAUCCACAGGUUUCACCUCUCUGCUUUCAAGCUUGCUUGUAUAACAUUUUGUAUACUGCGCUAUCUAAAAAGAUGUUCCUAUAAAGUAUAUGCUGAAUUGGUUUGCUGCUGAUUUUUAAAUCACAUUCGCGUAAAUGAUAGUAGGUAGAGUGAAAUGACCUUUACCAAACAGUACAAAGAGCAUUUUUGUAUUUCAAAGCGAAGAAUAAGCAGUGUUUCUGAAAUGACAGAAUAUGACAAUAGAGUACUAAUAAUAUAAAGUAUAGUACUAUGCAAAUGCUUUAAAUUAGCCCUUUCUGUUUCCCAAUAUGACUUCAAGAUGCUGAGGCUUCUUUUAACAUUAGAAGUAGUAUUGAUAAAUGCUUUGUUUAAAGUUUCCAUGUCUUUAGUCCAGUACAGUGGUCUUCCCCCCUGGUCUAUAGGCUUUAGGUGUUUCAGAUCUGUAUCUGCCCCAAACGCACCCAAAUCAAAUGCUUGCCGACACCAAAGGCUGAAGAAGCUUCUUAAUUACCCAUAUAUUUAGACCAGGUAUGUGGAGGCAGGGAAACUAAAACAUACAGGACAGUGGCUCCAGAUAUUUCAGCAAAUACCAAUGAAUGUUAAAUGAUAGAAGAAAGUCAUCUACCUUCAAUUUAUCUAUUGUGUCCUAAAUGUUCAUUUAACAGCCUAUUUUGAGUUCUAAACGAAGGUGUGAAGAUUUUUUCCCCCGUGGCCCAUCAUACUAUUUUACUGCUAAACUGUGAAGAUAAACAGCUUUAUGUAAAUAAUUGUGCAACAUUGCAAUUUGCAUUCAUCCUAAAAUGUGGCAUAUAUAAUUUGAUGAUAAGCUUUAACAAACCAUUUUUUCUAGUAUUUGUUAAAGGUGCCCAGUCAAAUACCACUGUAUGACUAUACCAAAAAACUACACCCGUAUGUUCAUGUUGAAAUAAAGCAAUAUAUGGCAAUUAUCCUUCUUGAUAGUUUUUACUUAGUCCUUGUUGGCCAUGAAAAUAACUUUUGCACUGGGCUCAAUCACCAGACAUAAAUAUUGUUGUAAACUGCUGCUGUCGGCUGACUGUAGACAUCCAUCAACUUUCCAGCCUUAUCAGCUUAGGUUCUCAUCUCACUGAAGACCUACAUUCAUAUUGUAUUCCCAGCACUGAUCCUGUCUUAUCCCUUUUAGCAUCAAGAGGAAUAAGAUGCUUUUUUAAUCUUUGGACUUUCUUUGGAAUCUUGGACUUUUUCUUUUUUAUUUUACACCUCCGUUUGAAGUUGCUGAGCAAACUUACUUUGUUGGCUAGCAAUAUCGUCCCUCCAGUCAUGUUAUCUUUUCAUUCCAAAUACUCAAAGUGGUUGUUGACAAUCUUAAGCCUUUUCACAAGAUAAACCCCAAUUGUUUUAUUAUUUAGAUAUAGAAAAUAAAGGUUGUUGUCAUUGCAUAUUUUUAUAAAAAA
Messenger RNA from Cyprinodon variegatus (sheepshead minnow), 3851 nucleotides. RefSeq names its product protein Wnt-2b-A. The transcript has 5 exons. Gene Ontology annotation, biological process: multicellular organism development; cell fate commitment; canonical Wnt signaling pathway. Bases 325 to 1485 code for a protein of 386 amino acids. Lineage: Eukaryota; Metazoa; Chordata; Actinopteri; Cyprinodontiformes; Cyprinodontidae. Gene Ontology annotation, cellular component: extracellular region. The record is from RefSeq and is a predicted model, not a curated record. Gene Ontology annotation, molecular function: frizzled binding; cytokine activity.